This is a messenger RNA of Cajanus cajan (pigeon pea), 588 nucleotides long. The record is from RefSeq and is a predicted model, not a curated record. Lineage: Eukaryota; Viridiplantae; Streptophyta; Magnoliopsida; Fabales; Fabaceae.
AUGGAUGAUUGCAAAAGCACUACUACUCCAAUGAAUCAAAAUGAGAAAUUUAGCAAAGAUGAUGGAGCUGAUAAAGUUGAUGAGCAUCAUUAUAGAAGUCUGAUUGGUUGCUUGAUGUAUCUUACUGCAACCAGACCUGAUAUUAUGUUUGCAGUAAGCAUACUUUCAAGAUUCAUGCAUUGUGCUAGUGAAGUGCAUCUACAAGCUGCUAAAAGGAUUGUGAGAUAUGUUAAGGGUACUGUAGAAUAUGGUAUUAAGUACUCUCACUCUCAGAUUUUUCAAUUUCAUGGAUUUUCUGACAGUGAUUGGGGAGGCUCAGUUGAUGACAUGAAGAGCACAACAGGAUAUUGUUUCAGUUUUGGAUCAGGUGUUUUUUCAUGGUGUUCGAGUAAGCAAGAUAUUGUAGCUCAAAGUACAGCUGAGGCUGAAUAUGUAGCAGCCAAUGCUACUGCGAAUCAAGCAAUUUGGAUUAGAAACAUACUUGGUGAUUUGCACAUGGAGCAAAAUAAGCCAACACAGAUCUUUGUUGACAAUCAAGCUGCAAUUUCAAUUUCACACAAUCCUGUUCCAAAAGUGAAAUCAGUCUAG